CUGCAGCCUUCCAGGGAGCCCGUGCCAGCGGUGCCAGGGCCAGGCGAACCGAAGGGAACGUCGCUCCUGGACUCUGCACCUUUUUUUGUGUUCCUGCUCAGCACCAGGACAGAAUCCUGCCCGGAGGACGAUGUGGCAGCUCCCCAGACGGUGGCAGAGGGAGUGGGGGCAGCCAAGGCUCCCCCAGCUGCAGGUUUUGCUGAGUUCCAAAUCUAAGGAGCCAACGGAGCUGAGACAAAAGAGAGCAUCCUAUCCCGGGGCUGUGGACCACCCUCAGGCUUCCCAUCCACCGGAGCGUUCAGCUGUUGGAAGGAAAACUUCCCCAGGACCUGAUGCUUCCAGGUUUCCCUUUGCCUUUGGGGAUGGGAAAGGAGCGGGGGAUCGGUGCCUACGGCAGGAGCAGAGGGGCUGGGGAGGGUUUAGGGGGGUGGGCACCCUCUCCCCGUUCUUGCAUAACCCUGGGAACGCGGCGUCCUCCGGGGCGAUGACGGCAGCGCCCGUCCCGUCAGCACAGCCACAGCUCCCUGCCCGGCCCCUGGAAAGCUGCCCUUCCCACUUAGCUAAACUGCUGGAAAACUGGGAAGCAGGUAAUGUGUGUUUUAAAAACCUCAACGUUUUCACCUCCCUCUGGGAGCUCAGCCCAGUGCCAGCGCUGGUUAAAGCCCCCGGAGCGGUGCUGGGCAUCCUGUCCCGUAAGAAGUGCCAUAAAUCCCUGUUGGGUUUCUUCCUGCUGGAUAGCAUUCAGAGAGAGAGCUGAUUGACUUGUAAUUAAGCAGAACUGCAAAAUAUUUUAGUGUGAAAUAAACAUAUUUAAGCCUCUGCUGAAAGAGUUGUUAAUAUCUCCUGUGGAAGCUCUGGGUAAGGGUGAUUUUCCCACCCUAAAGGAUGUAUCUGCUGAAUGUAUCUUCUGCUGAUGUAAAUAUUUAGUGAGAAAAUGUAUGGCUUCAGUCACAACCCCGUCAUUUUGUU
Messenger RNA from Calypte anna (Anna's hummingbird), 969 nucleotides. RefSeq lists its product as uncharacterized. The coding region runs from base 131 to 757 and encodes 208 amino acids. The transcript is spliced from 4 exons. NCBI's taxonomy places the organism in Eukaryota, Metazoa, Chordata, Aves, Apodiformes, Trochilidae. The record is from RefSeq and is a predicted model, not a curated record.